AUGCCACGCUCAAAGAAGGACAAAGAAGUCUCUCUGACGAAGGUGAGAAAGAAGACACGUGAAGCCAAGAAGACGCUUAUCAGUGAGAUACGCAGUUCCGUUGACAAGUACAAAACUCUGUUUGUCUUUACCAUUGAAGAUAUGAGAAGCACGCAUUUUACAGAGGUUCGGCAGCGAUUUAAAGCCAAUAGUCGAUUUUUCUUCGGAAAGAAUAACGUCAUGGCCAUUGCUCUAGGAAGGGACCCCUCUUCAGAAUAUGCUCGUGAGCUACAUAAGGUAAGCCAGCGUUUACAAGGACAGUGUGGUCUCAUGUUCACCUUGCUCUCUAAAGCUAAAGUAACCAGCGUUCUGAAGGAACUGUCUACAGCUGAUUAUGCCCGAGCUGGUUAUAUGGCGCGUGAAACCAUAAGUCUGCAAGAAGGUCCUCUACCUCAGUUUGCCUUUUCCAUGGAACCACAGCUUCGUAAACUAGGAUUGCCGACAAAACUUGAUAAAGGUGAAGGACUUUCUAUACUUUUGUUCUUAAGGAGUGAUAAUUUUAUACCAGGACCAUGA
Molecule: messenger RNA, 555 nt
Organism: Angiostrongylus costaricensis
Lineage: Eukaryota; Metazoa; Nematoda; Chromadorea; Rhabditida; Metastrongylidae
Source: the annotation of a GenBank genome assembly